ACCUUCCUGACUUCCUCACGUACCUUUAUGUACCUGUUAAGUUGACCAUUAGCUGAUGCCGUGGCUGCACCAGUGUCAAGUCUUGAGCAGUGCCUGGAUCUCUUGAGCGUCCUAGGCAGUCAAUAGCUCCUGCUGUUCUAUAUACCCUCAUGUGGUCGGUCAACGGGGUGUACCGUGGAAAUCAUCCCACUCCAAGCGCCGAACAUCAAACCGCAUCUUACCUGCUAUGCUUCUCAAUAUGAGUCGUCCACCCAGCAUACCCUCACAUUCAGGACCUCCGCCCUCCUACAGCCCUUACCCGCCACACCAUGCUUCAUCGUCUCGGCCAGAAAUCAUCGCCCCUAGCCAGCACAUCCGUCCUAGAGAUUCCAGUGGAAGCCAUAACAAUGCGCAACAACUACCCAGUCUUCGCACGCUCUUGGAACCAGAGCUACUCGACAAGAAGUCAUCGGAUCCAUCAUUGAGGGCGGGUGGCGCUCCGGCACUCUACAACCAUUCUGGGCGUUAUGGGUCUUCUAGUCCGACGUUGAAGAGACGGCAUGAAUAUGAUGGUUACUUCCAUGGCCACCCCGAGCAUAAUGCUAUCGCUUCUCAAACGCCCUACCACCAUCGUCAACCUCUGUCAGGUACAAACGCUACACCAUCUACCUCGUCGUCGACGCCAGGCUCGGGGUUUGGCGUCAGUCGGGUAGAUCUCCAACGGCGUGAAAGUUUCGCCCAUCCUUCACAGCAUGACCUAGUAGGCAAUGGGCAUCGGCAAGUAUCGCUCAUGUCUGAUGCGACGGGAACGAUGACAGCCCACUCUAGUCAGCAAGAACUAGGGUUUGAUCCGAAUAGACCUGUCAGAAUGAGACGACUGGAAGGUUCUUCGCGCGCUCCAGUACGAUCUUCGCGUUGUGUUGGACAACGUGAUAUACCAGGCGAAGGCCCGUGCUACGUCUACGAGGAUGGCACCUAUUGCCGGGCUAUAAUAGACGGCGAAGCGGUCAAUCCUUCAUGGGGUAUCACAAAGGCCGGUAAACCUCGAAAGCGACUUGCGCAAGCUUGCCUGACCUGUCGAGAGAAGAAGAUCAAAUGCGAGCCCGGAUAUCCAAAGUGUCACCAAUGCUCCAAGUCGCAAAGGGUGUGCAGAGGUGGACUCAACCAAAGCAAUGCAUCCGGCGAGACCUCACCGUCGAAUUCCGCUCCGCUAUUUAAGAAUCCGUCGUCCGAAGUCCUAAGUCCUGCGGCAACCUCAGACAGAAACAAAGCUCCUGGAGAGCUGCGAGACUCAUCAAGAAAGGUCGACACGUGGAACGCCGGAACCCCUUUCAGAUCUCGAAAAUUCCGUCCCAACACUGCUACAGAUCCAAGAGACAUGUCGGUGCAGUCAUACGAUUCGGAUUGGAGCGGCUCCGCAAACGACCAGGGCUCGGGCGACCCUGUACGCGGCUCUUAUUCUGACUACCUUGCCCUCCAAUGGGAACAGGAUCCUUUUGAAACAGACCCCGGACUUACCAUGCGUCUAUUGGACCUUUAUUUCCUUCACGCCGGUAGCGCAACGUACGCCAUGUUUCCUCGUCGACCUUUCCUCGCAUGGGUAGAGAACAAUCGCGAUAAGAGUCAGGACCAUCUGAUGCUCCUAUAUUCCGUCCUUGCGAUGGGCUCUCUCUUCUCGGCUGGUGAGGACAGGGGAGCUUUAGGGAAAAAGUUUACUGCUGUCGCUUCAUACGCAGCAGAAAAACGGUUCGGCAAAUUCAGUCUGCAGUUGUGCCAGACUCGACUGAUGCUUGCGCUCUACAACUUCGCUCGAGGCAAAUCACAGGAGGCGUGGGACUAUUGCGGUGCUGGUUUGCGAGCGCUUAUUGCACUGAAAUUGAACUCUGAAGAAGGUAUUAAAGAGCUGGCCGAUAGCAACGCCGAUCUGGACUAUGGAUUUGAUCGUCAAACCUACGCAGAAUGCUGCCGCCGCACUUUCUGGUCCGGAUUCCUGAUGGAUGUAAGUCACGAUAUCGUGGACACUCCAACAUCCGUUGACAUGUUGCAACAACAGCGAUACAAUGGUUUCUUUGGAGGAACUCCCUUUGUGAUCAACCUGGAGGAUGCCUUCGUUAAACUUCCAUGCCUGGAUAGCAUGUACGACGCAUCAACCCCGUGCGAUGCACCAUUCUUCGACGAGGAACUUCUGAGCGCAAGCGCUAUACCCCAUUCUGUUCUAGGGAAUACGGCAUACCUAUGCCUAAUAUCGGCACUAUGGGGUGACGUGCUUACCUUUACGAGUCGUGCUGCGCGCCGCCCGGACAGUGCCUACGAACAACACUAUGACAUCUUCUAUACAAAGAUGAACGAAAAGCUGAACGCCUGGCAUGAUAUGUUGCCAGAGAACCUUCAUUACACCCCGCAGAACCUGGACAAAGGCUUUGCUGAUGGAUAUGCGGGCACAUUUUUGUCGAUGCACGCUUUGUAUUACGCUACAAUCAUCCGACUCAAUCGUCAGGUGAGAGUUAACGUACUGCCAGUGGACAAAAUACGCCGAAAUUUGGAGCGGUCAAUACGUAUGGCGUCUAACUUCCUAUCGAUGAUGCUUUCACAAGCUCCCGUCAACCGCCACCGACGUCCUACACCCACCGUCGCACCAGAAUUCUCUUUCUCGACACCUUUCCCUGGAUACGUGCUCAUGCUUUCGGUUGAUGUAUUGACGUCUGCGGGGCUCGUUUCGUCACUGCCGACCUUCAUCGAGACACUCAAUACGACACUGACGUGCAUCGACGAAUUGACGGGCUUUUGGGCGUCUGCAAAGGCGCAGCAGAAGAUGAUCUCGAAUCGCAUCAAACAGCUGACGGAAAUUGCCGCACAAGAAGGCCAAGGCAUAAGAAACGGAAAUUACGGGAAAUUCUGGAGGAUCAGCAACAGUCUAGAGACGGCAUUCGGAAACGAUGAUGCGCUGUACAAGACUGAAGAUCAAUUGCUUUUCGGAGUUGUUGGUCAGCUUACGGGUCAGUAACUGCUUGCCCCGCAUAAGAUCGCUAUGCGACGAAUAGAACCGCGGAUAAUACCUCUCUUGUUCAACAGCAUCGAGUGUGCAUGCACUGUUCGUGUUUGUCUUGGAUCUGAGGCUCUGACAUAGCGUUACACGUUGCAUAAACCUCGGCCCGAUCUCCAAAACCGCCUCACCUGGUCGACGUGCCUA
Messenger RNA from Alternaria alternata, 3169 nucleotides. RefSeq lists its product as hypothetical. NCBI's taxonomy places the organism in Eukaryota, Fungi, Ascomycota, Dothideomycetes, Pleosporales, Pleosporaceae. The transcript has 2 exons. Gene Ontology annotation, molecular function: zinc ion binding; DNA-binding transcription factor activity, RNA polymerase II-specific; DNA binding. Bases 227 to 2983 code for a protein of 918 amino acids. Gene Ontology annotation, biological process: regulation of DNA-templated transcription; DNA-templated transcription. The record is from RefSeq and is a predicted model, not a curated record. Gene Ontology annotation, cellular component: nucleus.